Molecule: messenger RNA, 423 nt
Organism: Thyridium curvatum
Lineage: Eukaryota; Fungi; Ascomycota; Sordariomycetes; Thyridiales; Thyridiaceae
Exons: 1
Coding region: 1-423 (140 amino acids)
Biological process (GO): transmembrane transport; carbohydrate transport
Cellular component (GO): membrane
Molecular function (GO): carbohydrate:proton symporter activity
Source: RefSeq, a predicted model, not a curated record
AUGAACGGUCUGUUCUCGGCGGGCGGUAUGACUGGCGCACUGUUGAUGGGCUGGCUGUGCGAUGCCAAGGGUCGUCAACAGGCUCUCGCCGUGUCCUCCAUUGUUGCUAUCGUCGGAGGUGCUCUGCAGGCUGGAGCAGUUGCAAUUGCCAUGCUCCUUGUUGCCAGAUUCAUCACUGGGAUCGGUGUCGCAAUGCUUGUCACUCUGGUCCCGAUUUUCCAAUCCGAGAUUGCGCCCCCGGCCAGCCAAGGCUUUUUAGUAGGACAACACGGCUUCAUCCUAGUCGUUGGAUAUGCUCUUGCCGGCUGGACAGGCUUUAGCUCCUACUUUGCAAGGACCAUACUAUUUCAGUGGCGUUUUCCCUUAGCACUGUCACUACAUCUGGCCUCUAGCACUUCUCAUGGUUCUUUUAUGGAUCCCUAA